Molecule: messenger RNA, 987 nt
Organism: Aspergillus fijiensis CBS 313.89
Lineage: Eukaryota; Fungi; Ascomycota; Eurotiomycetes; Eurotiales; Aspergillaceae
Product: aldo/keto reductase family protein
Exons: 4
Coding region: 61-987 (308 amino acids)
Molecular function (GO): oxidoreductase activity
Source: RefSeq, a predicted model, not a curated record
CUCGGUUUGAACACAGGUUUGAUCCCAUUGCAGUCUCUCAAAAGGUCUUCUUAAUACAAGAUGGCAUCAGAAAAUAGAACCACACGGCGCAUCAUUCUGGGGUUGAUGACCCUAGGCCCAGACACCACCCACGGUGCUCGCAUCACGAGUCUGGAGGAAUUCAACCGGUGCCUGGACCAUUUUCAAAAGAAAGGCUACGAUGAGGUGGACACUGCUCGACUUUAUGAUGGUGGUCGGCAGGAAGCAUUCACCCGCCAGGCAGGUUGGAAGGAGCGAGGCGCCCACCGCGCAGAGGUUCUGGAGGAGAAGCUGAACGAGUCCCUACGCGAGCUGGGGACGGACCAGGUGGACAUCUUCUAUCUUCAUGCGGCGGAUCGCACCAACCCUUUUGCCGAGACAUUCGAAACACUCGCCAGACUCUACCGACAGGGCAAGUUCAAGCAGCUGGGACUAAGCAACUUCUCCGCUUUUGAGGUUGCCGAAGUCGUAACUCUGUGCAAUGAACGCGGCUGGGUGCGACCCACGAUCUACCAGGCAAUCUACAAUGCGCUAACGCGUGGAAUUGAGGAUGAGCUCAUUCCCUGCUGCCGCCGCUGGGGCAUCGACGUGGUCGUGUUCAAACCCCUGGCAGGCAAGAUGUAUCGGGAUCGGUAUUUCAAAUCCAGCAUCUUCCGUUCUUUGGAGACACUGGAGCCGGUAGUUCAGAAGCACGGACUGUCAAUGGUGGAGGUGGCCCUUCGCUGGUGUGUUCAUCACUCGGCCUUGAGCAUAACUAAUGGUCGUGAUGGCAUCAUCACGGGAUUUAGUAGCUUUGAGCAGCUCGAGAGCAACCUGAAUGAUUUGGCCAAGGGCCCUCUGCCGACCGAGGUGGUUGAUGCUUUGGACCAAGCUUGGUCUAUUGCCAAGGUUGAUGCAAGCAAGUUCUGGCAUGGGGAGCCGGUGUACGGCUAUGAGACUCCGCGCGCGCUGUUGAAGGAGCGUAGCUGA